Messenger RNA from Chiloscyllium plagiosum (whitespotted bambooshark), 3088 nucleotides. RefSeq names its product actinodin4 (gene and4). The record is from RefSeq and is a predicted model, not a curated record. NCBI's taxonomy places the organism in Eukaryota, Metazoa, Chordata, Chondrichthyes, Orectolobiformes, Hemiscylliidae.
UAUUACUGUGUAUGUUUCUGGAUGGGGGUGGGCGCGUGAGUAUUCCCGUCUGUGUUACUGAGGGAGUGUACUCCUCUCUGUGAUUCUCGGGGAAAGUAUUGCUGGCAGUGUUACUGGGGACGCUGCCAGGCCUGCUGAGUUUCUCCAGCACUUUCGGUUUUGACGUCUGAAUUCUGGGAUCUGGCACAUUUUGAUUGUCUUCAUUUUUUUUAAUGAGUGCUGGCAUCGAGAUGUGGAAGGAAAUGACAUGCCUGCAAAGUUCAACACCCUGGAGCUUGCUAACCAUGGUACUGACAAUGAUCAUCCUACCCGGUACAGUUGAGUCUGGGAGCCUCUGGGAUGUCAUCAAGUCAGCAAAGGGAGCUAAUGCAAUAACACUGCAGUCACACGAGGCAACAGAUUUCCUGCGGACACCUCCCACUCGCAGCCGACGCCACAUCAAGUGGUACCAACAGAAUCCUGACUUCCAAGCGUGGUACAAGUAUUACCAGAAAAUCGGCCACAAUGAAGGGCUGUACGAAAUCGAUCGGAUUCGGCUAAUCUAUCUGCAAAUGAGGCACCUAGAGAACGUCUACGGAAAGAAUGCCCCAUUCUAUCAAUAUACCAUCGGCCUUGCACCGACACACGGCAAAGGGGUGUCCGCUCCCUCCUGUGAUCCCAAGACAGACAAGAACUGUAAAUCACAGCCACCGCCCCCUAAGGUGCCCGUGGCCCAACCCCCGCCCCCACCCAAAAAGGCUCAGCCUGCAGAUCCACCUCAGCUGGCCUGUAAUCCCCAUGACCCUGCCUGCCUGCUGCAGUACUUCUACCAGUUCCUAGCCAAUGUUCAGACGGACUCCAAAUGUGACCCCAAAACGGAUCCCAAGUGCCCACGAGUGGCCAGAACACUGCCCUGCGACCCCAAGUACGACUCGUCCUGCAUGUCCUCCACGUCUGCGGGCAGGCACUACAAAUCCAUGCACUGUGACCCCGUGUAUGACCCGGACUGCGAGGAGGACGAGGAGGAGGAGGGCAGCGAUGGGCAGCCUCCGACGCCUGAGCCGUGGGGAGCUCAGGGUCCUGAGGGAGAUGAGCACUCGGAGGACGAUGACGUUGAUCCUUAUGACCCAUAUUAUCCUGGUUACUAUGACCGCUAUCAUCAGCAAGGCGCCUCUCCGUAUGGAAAUCCACAUGGUGGCCCUACAAAUGAGAAUCCAUACGAUGCCUCUACGUAUGGAAAUCCAUACGAUGCCUCUACGUAUGGAAAUCCACACAGUGACCCUACAAAUGAGAAUCCACACAGUGCUUCGGUGAAUGGAAAUCGACAUGGGACCUCUACAGAUGAGAAUCCAUAUGCUGUCUCUACAUAUAGAAAUCCAGAGAGUAUCUCCACGUAUGAUAAUCCAUAUGGUUCCUCUCCCUAUAGGAACCCUUAUGGUGCUUCUCCUUAUGGAAAUCCAUACGCCGCCUCUCCCUAUGGAAGCCCAUACGCCGCCUCCCCCUAUGGAGACCCAUACGCCGCCUCCCCCUAUGGAGACCCAUAUGGCACCUCUCCCUAUGGAGACCCAUACAGCGCUUCGCCCCAUGAAAACCCAUAUGGCACCUCGCCCCAUGAAAACCCAUAUGGAUCUCCCUACAACCCACCAUACGGAUCUCCCUACAACUCCCCUUAUGCCUCACCUUAUGACCCUCGUUACAAUCAUGAGGAUGAGGACGAGGAUGAAGAUGAGGACGAGUAUUAAGCGGAAAGUGUUAACCCUCCAAGACAACAGGACAAGGGACCACGAAUGCAUUCUUCACCCCACUCUCCUCCCAUCCCUCUCCCUUCAGCUUCUAUGGGACAUGGGUUUUUCACUAUUUUGGAUCAAACCGGAAACAGGCUCAGAGUGGUUUGCACAAAGGAAUGGGGGAGGUAGUGAGCACCCCUCCCUCCCCACACCCCUUGCCCCUUAUUAUCGCUAGCUGUCCCUCUGCGGACCGCACAGGGUGACAGAGCAGCCGCUUUUCCUCUCUACCCAGAGCUGAGCUGCAGAGAUGAAGGAAGGGGAACCGUCUGUAAACAGCCGGGUGUGGCGGUACCUUUCACAGUGAUCAUUCUGUGUCCUGUUGUCUUGGAGGUUCACUGUUAAACUGAUGCGAUUGUUCAAAAGUAAAUACUGAAACAGCAUUUGGUGGUUGCAUGAAAGUUAAUUCACUCUCAGGAGCAAGAGGUGCAAAGCAUUCUCUUUCAAUCAGGCACCAAUCGCCUCAUCUCCCCCUCCCCCGUCCGCUCGGACACCAAUCGGCUCCAUCCUGGCUUUGUCACUUGUUGCAGAUUGACUCGCCGCUGGGGAGCUGUCUGUCUCCCCGCUGCCAGCCGUUGCUGUAACUAGCUUUGGCUAUUGUCGUGUUCAAUAAACUCCUCUGCACACCAGCCGCUAUCGGUCUGCUUUAAAUUGGACUUGGUCACCGGCUCUCCAACAGCAUUGCAGCCUGAUCAAUGGGAUGGGGAGGAGAUGCCGAAAGCCCGAAUCGAGCCAAGGACUGAGUUGCCACAACUAAUUUGUUGUUGGGGGGGGGGGGGGGCAGAUAGAACUGAAACAAAUCUUAAGCAAAAGGCUAACCCAAGGGAUGAUCGAUCUUUCAACUAAGAACAAAAGAGCAAAGUUUCACCUUCACAUUCCGAGUUGCAUUUCUGUAGCGCCAUGCGCGAUAACAAUUCAUUGUUGUAUAGUGCUUUAACGUAAUAGACGCGAGGUGCUUCACUCGAGCGCUAUUGAGCAUCAGUCAACACCAAACCACCCCAAGAUAUCAGUGGCAGGCUUUUAAAAAUUAAUUGAUCAUGGGGAGUGGGCCUCGCUGACUCAGUCAGCAUUUUGUUGCCCAUCCCUAACUGCCCCUUGAGAAGGUGGCAACAAGCUGCCUCCUUGAACAGCAACACUCCAUACGGGGGGUAUGGGCACCCACUGUGCCAUUAGGGAGGGAGGUCCACGUACAUUACCUUGGUAACACUGAAGGAACGGUCAAAAUAUAUUUCCAGGUGAUAAUGGUGUGUUGCAGGCAAAAGUGAGGACUGCAGAUGCUGGAAACCAGAGUUUAGAUUAGAGUAGUGCUGGAAAAGCACAGCAGG